CCAGCCACCGCAAAUCUCGCAGCCACCGCCGUCCUCCUCUCGCUCUCCCAUCGUACAUAUCUUCUCCUUGUCCCGCAGGCUGACCUUGCUUAGGCGACGAAAAUGGCCCCGAAACACCAACACAUGACUUACAACGACGUACACCACCUCAUCCGCGACUCGGCGGAGAAGAUCAAGGAGUUCCGCCCAGACAUGCUCAUUGCUAUCGGUGGGUGGUGGUCACGUACGUUCCUCAAAGACGUCGACACAGAACGUAACAUCCCUAUCCACGCGAUCGGCCUCUCGCUGUACGAGUCCCUUCCGGGAACGACGGCAGAGCAGAUCGGCAGGGAGGUCAUCCGGACGCAAUGGCUAGGGCCGGAAUCUGGCAAGAUCCUCCUUGGCAGGCGUGCUCUGAUUGUGGACGAGGUCGAUGACUCGCGCAAGACGCUCCAAUACGCCGUGUCGGAGCUGCAGAAGGACGUCGAGCGCGAGCUGCUCGCGCUUCCUGAAGCGGAGCGGAAUGCGAAGCGGACGCACUUCGCCGUCUUCGUCGUGCACAACAAGCUGAACCGAAGCUGGGCUCGCUGCCCCAGAUAUCCCGUGAGCUCAAACUCUAUUUCCAUCAUCUGCGUGCCCUGAGUACUAUCCGGGCGCCGAGACGGCGGACGUAUGGUGAGCAGCGCAUUAGUUGUGGAUGCGCGUCCUUCGCGAGGCUGAACGAAUAUGUGUGCGCGGAUAGGCUGGACUACCCGUGGGAAGCUGUGUAAGUAGUGCGAUGCUCAUUGGCCAGCAGCCGUAGACCUUGCUGACGGACGUGCGUGACCAGUGAUAUCGACGAGCACGACCGCCUCGCCGCCGCCGAGCGCGAGCACGAAAAGCAGCAGGCCGCGUAGGGCGAGUCGCGGGGCGC
This is a messenger RNA of Fomitopsis serialis, 892 nucleotides long. RefSeq lists its product as uncharacterized. Gene Ontology annotation, cellular component: cytoplasm. Bases 103 to 621 code for a protein of 172 amino acids. The transcript is spliced from 7 exons. NCBI's taxonomy places the organism in Eukaryota, Fungi, Basidiomycota, Agaricomycetes, Polyporales, Fomitopsidaceae. The record is from RefSeq and is a predicted model, not a curated record. Gene Ontology annotation, molecular function: hypoxanthine phosphoribosyltransferase activity. Gene Ontology annotation, biological process: GMP salvage; hypoxanthine metabolic process; IMP salvage.